AUCGUCGUGACCUACAGGAUGCCGGCCCUUGCGAGCUGCGUAGAUGCUGCGCCUCCUGGCUACGCUGCCCUCUUUGCUAGGGAAGGCUCCCACGCCGCGUCGGUUCCUUUCUCCUCCACCACCACCGCCACCACUGCGGCUGCCAUUGAGAACUCAAACCCAUCAGCCACCCUCUGGACGCCCUCUCUCUCCGCCGCCCUUUACCGCAUCGAUGCUUGGGGCCAGCCUUACUUUUCCGUCAAUCCCUCCGGCAACAUCUCCGUCCGCCCUUACGGCUCGGGAACUCUUCCUCAUCAGGAGAUUGAUCUUUUGAAGGUUGUGAAGAAGGUUUCGGAUCCGAAAUCGGUAGGCGGGCUUGGGUUGCAGCUGCCCCUCAUCGUACGGUUGCCGGAUGUGCUCAAGAACCGGCUGGAGUCGCUUCAAUCUGCUUUCGACUUUGCUGUCCAGUCUCAGGGCUAUGAGGCUUAUUACCAAGGCGUGUACCCCGUGAAAAGCAACCAGGACAGGUUCGUGGUUGAGGGUAUUGUGAGGUUCGGAUCUCCAUUCCGCUUUGGGUUGGAAGCCGGGUCAAAACCCGAACUGCUUCUAGCCAUGAGCUGCCUUUGCAAGGGAAGCCCAGAAGCUCUGUUGGUCUGCAAUGGGUUCAAGGAUGCUGAGUACAUUUCUCUUGCUCUCUUGGCGAGAAAACUCGCUCUGAAUACUGUGAUUGUGCUUGAGCAAGAGGAAGAGCUGGAUUUGGUGAUUGAUUUGAGCCAGAGGCUUGGUGUCCGUCCUGUUAUUGGGGUCCGAGCCAAGCUGAGAACCAGGCACUCUGGGCAUUAUGGGUCUACUUCCGGCGAGAAAGGGAAGUUUGGGCUAACAACCACCCAGAUUCUCAGUGUUGUGAGGAAGCUGGAGCAUGCCGGAAUGCUUCAUUGUCUGCAAUUGUUACAUUUUCAUAUUGGGUCUCAGAUCCCGGCCACUUCUGUUCUGCAAGAAGGUGUAGGUGAGGCAGCACAAAUUUACUGUGAAUUGGUUCGCCUGGGUGCCAACAUGCAGGUCAUUGACAUUGGAGGGGGUUUGGGUAUUGACUAUGAUGGAUCCAAAUCUGGUGACUCGGAUAUCUCUGUUACUUAUGGACUUGAAGAGUAUGCUGCCGCCGUAGUCACUGCAGUUCGCUGUGUUUGUGACCGGAAAGCUGUCAAGCAUCCGGUGCUGUGCAGCGAAAGUGGAAGGGCUAUAGUGUCCCACCAUUCCAUUCUGAUUUUUGAAGCCAUUUCUUCGGGGGCUUCCUCUGCUCCGGCAAUGGACUGGCGUGCUUUACCGGAAGAUGCACGUUCUGAUUAUCUGAAUUUGCAGAAUGCGGUAAUAUCAGGUGAGUACGAGACCUGUUUGGUCGAUGUUGGUCAAUUGAAACAAAGAUGCGUGGAACAGUUCAAAGAAGGGUCUCUGGGUAUUGAACAAUUAGCUGCUGUUGAUGGGAUAUGCGAUUUCGUAACGAAAGCAAUUGGAGCAUCCGAACCUGUUCGUACUUACAAUGUGAAUCUCUCCCUUUUCACUUCAAUUCCUGACUUCUGGGGCGCCGGCCAGCUUUUUCCGAUUGUCCCAAUUCACAAACUUGAUGAGAGGCCCGGAGUGAGAGGUAUUUUAUCUGAUAUAACCUGUGACAGUGAUGGGAAAAUUGAUAAGUUCAUUGGUGGUGAAUCGAGUUUGCCUUUACACGAGUUGGAGGGCAACGGUGGUAGCGGUGGCCGUGCCAAGUACUAUCUGGGGAUGUUCUUGGGCGGGGCUUACGAGGAGGCCCUCGGUGGAGUCCACAAUCUCUUCGGUGGACCAAGCGUUGUACGGGUGUCACAGAGCGAUGGCCCUCACAGUUUCGCAGUGACACGGGCGGUGCCCGGUCCAUCCUGCGGGGACGUCCUCCGAGUGAUGCAGCACGAGCCCGAGCUCAUGUUCGACACCCUGAAGCACCGCGUGGAGGAGUUUUGUGGGCCGGAGCACAGCGAUUCCGGCGGUGAUGAUGGUCACGGAAUGGCCAACGCUGCCCUAGCUAGCAGCCUUGCACGGUCCUUCCACAACACGCCGUAUCUGGUUUCCUGCUCUCUGACUGCCAUCAAUAACAAUGGGUUUUAUUAUUGCAAUGAGGAUGAGUACAACGCCGCCGUCGAGCCUGGGGCCGCUGAGGACGAGCAGUGAUCUUAUUGCUGUGCCUGAGAGAGACGGCCGGCGCUACCUCCCAUAUGUUGCCUGCGUUCUCUUUUAUGUUUUAAUUGUUAAUUUGGAAUUUUUAUUUUAUUUUUAUUGUUUCCAUGAUGGGCAAAAGAUAUUAGCAGGGCAGUGGAGUGUGUCAUUUGCACUUUGUGCUGAAGAGAGGGGAGUAGGGGACUGAUGUAACCGAAUCCAUCCUUCGUAAAUUCGGGAUGUUAUUCCCUCUUUUCUCAGUUCUUAAUAAAAAAAAUUUCAUUUA
Messenger RNA from Rubroshorea leprosula, 2446 nucleotides. The record is from the annotation of a GenBank genome assembly. Lineage: Eukaryota; Viridiplantae; Streptophyta; Magnoliopsida; Malvales; Dipterocarpaceae.